CGAACCUCCAUCUCCCUCCCAAACAUUUUUUUUUCUCUUUCCCACUUCAGAGCAACCAGCUUCGCCAGCUAAUAACUGCCUUUUCGACCCCUCCUCCACCCUCCUCCUUCCCUAGGUGCGAUUUACAAGAAGCAACUCGCCCCCUGGGCAUUGUACCGAGACAUCGCGCCCGGAAUCUACGUUCCGUAGAAUAAACGAAAAAUCAGGCGACCAUGGGCAAGUCGAGGCGCAACCGAGGCGGCGCCGCCCACCGUCGCGACCCCAUCGCCAAGCAGGUCAAGCCGCCCUCGGACCCCGAGCUGGCCGCCCUGCGCGAGUCCAAGAUCCUGCCCGUCCUUGCCAAUCUCAAGGACGCCGACCCCAAGUCCCGCUCCGCCGCCGCCGCCGCCAUCUCCAACAUCAUCCACGACACCAAGUGCCGGAAGCUGCUCCUUCGCGAGCAGGUCGUCCAUUUGGUCCUCACCCAGACCCUCACCGAUGCCGCCCUCGAGAGCCGCGCCGCCGGCUGGGGCAUCCUGCAGGUCCUCGCCCAGGAGGAGGAGGCCGACUUUUGCGUACAUCUCUUCCGUCAGGAUGUCUUGACAGCCAUCGAGUACGCUGCCAAGAUGGUCAUCGAAAAGCUGCAAUCUACCGCAACGCCCUUCGCCAAGACGCCCAAGGUCGAGCAGGGCUUCGUCGCCAGCAUCGCCGCCUCGCUCGUCUCUCUCCUGACCGCACUCGCCGAGGCCGGCGACGAGGUGCUCGAGGCCAUCUCCGCCAAUGCCACCAUCUCGCAGUUCCUCUUCAUUCUCAUAUCCCACAACGCCCAUGGACAAGAAGACGGCAUAGCCGCCCUCCGCGUCGAUGCCAUGGCCUGCCUCAUGAUUCUGUGCGAGGACAACGCGUCCCUGGCUCAAAAGCUCGUCACCUCCGAGCACGAUCGCUGCCUCAAGGCACUGUUGGCCCUCAAAGACGACGCCAACGCCGAUGGCGUCCUCGCUUGCGCUACCCUUCACAACAUGUUCGCCUCCUUGAGCGGCGUUAAAAAUGCGCCCCAGCUGCCACAGGCAGACGACUCCCUAUUGAUCCCCACCCUCACGAGGGUCAUCACGGCCAUCACUCAAGGCCCAACCGCGACCAACGGCAACGGAUGGUCAAGUCCUGUCGAGCUGCAGCAGCUAGCACUCGAGACCUUGGCCUCCAUCGGCACUACUCUCAACGCUGCCACGGCCGGCCCGGCCCCGCGAAAGGAACGAGAUGACGCACCCAGGGAUGACGAUGAGGACAUGGGCGACGCCGAUGAACACGAAGAUGCGGAGGAAAAGGAGGCUGAAGACGACGAGGACGAUGAAAUGGACCCGGACGAGAUGGAAGCCGACAUGGACAUGGUCACGGGUGUCGACGGGGCUGACGACGAUGACGACGACGACAUCAACGACCUCCCCGUGCUCAAGGCCUUGCUCCAGAGUGCCAUUCCCGAACUCAUCCGUGUCGCCUGCCUCCAGCCCUCGAGCGACGAGUCCAUGCGGCUUCAAGGCCACGCCCUCUCAGCCCUCAACAAUAUAGCCUGGUCCGUCUCCCUCGUCGACUUCUCCGAGGACCAGAACGAGGGCAUUCAAAAGGCCUGGUCCCCCGUCGGCCGCUCUCUCUGGGAGCACGUCAUCUCACCCAUCCUCGCCACCGACACGGCCGACGUCGGCCUCGCCACGCAGGUCACCUCCCUCGCCUGGGCCGUCGCCCGCAGCCUCGGCGGCCGCACGCCUCUCAAGGCCGACGAACACCGCAAGUUCAUCACCCUCUACCAGGCAACAAAGGGCCUCCUUGCCGCCCACCCCGACAACGACGGCGCCGGCGAUGGAGUCGACGACCCUUUCCAGAGCCUCGGCGUCAAGUGUGUCGGCGUCCUCGGCCAGCUCGCCCUCCAUCCCGCGCCCGUUGACCGCAACCGCGAGAUUGGCACCUUCCUCGUCACCCUGCUUGCCGGCCUGCCCGACCCCGCCGCCGCCGGCCCCGCCGCUGUUGUCGGCGCGACGACGCCCCCCGCCGACGCCGUCGAGGCCCUCAAUCAGCUCUUCGACGUCUACGGCGACGAGGCCUACCCCUACGACGCCGACGUCUUCUGGCGCGGCAACUUCCUCUCCCACCUCGAGGCCGCCGUGCCCAAGGCCCGCGCCCUCGCCAAGUCCAUCGACAAGAAGACACACGCCGAGCUGAGGGUCCGCGCCGACGAGGCGUCUCUCAACUUGACCCGCUUCCUGGCCUACAAGAAGAAGCACGCGCCGUGAAAGAGGAGCUGGGCCUUGGCCCCCGUGGCCUCGACGCAAAGGCCGAAAACGAAAUCAUGACUUGUCCAUGAGUACACGUCUGUGUGUGUGUGUGUGCGUGUGUGCAUGUUUGUCACAAGGACAGACAGGAUAAAGGAAAAGGGCUUAUUGGAGAAGACGUUCCCCUUUAGCAAGGGCGCCCUGUAUUCAUGUCAUCACCACGGCGCUAGAUCGGCUUCAUGCACCUGCAAACAGCUAGACAGCACAUAGAUAUCCUCAUCACCUUCUCCCAGCCUCCAUCGUCAGCACCGCUCAAAUACCUUGUACAGCCCCUUCAGGCUGGCCACCUCCAGGACGCCUCCGCUCAUGAGCGACUUUGUCGCCACCAGACGCGCCUUGAACGCCGGAAACAAGAUAUUCUCCACCGCCCACCUGACAUGUUGCCGCCUCGUCCGGACCUCGGCCGGCACAUCUUCCUCCUCUUGCGCGGGCGCCGCCCCGCUCGACGCCGCGGGGAGCUGCUCAGGCACGUAAAACGUCGCCAGCGCCCUCAGAAACGACUCGAAGCAGGCUUUCUCGUCUGCCCAGUCGACGUUGGGUCCGAGCCGCAGGAGAAACUGUGGCAAUUUGGCCACAGAUGGCGUGUACCCCUUGACCAGCAGAGGAAUAGAGACAAGAUCGCCGGCUGGAGAUAUUUCAAGGGAGAAAUAUUCCAGGAGCAUCUCCCUUCUCUCGAUAAGCUGGUUCGCUACCUUGUUCACAAUAGCUU
Messenger RNA from Purpureocillium takamizusanense, 3012 nucleotides. RefSeq lists its product as uncharacterized. The transcript is spliced from 2 exons. Gene Ontology annotation, biological process: protein import into nucleus; ribosomal large subunit biogenesis. The record is from RefSeq and is a predicted model, not a curated record. NCBI's taxonomy places the organism in Eukaryota, Fungi, Ascomycota, Sordariomycetes, Hypocreales, Ophiocordycipitaceae. Bases 213 to 2264 code for a protein of 683 amino acids.